AUGGAAAGCAUUACAAUUGAUGAUACUUUCCUAACGGGGUCAGAAGGUGUCACCUUAUUUAUCGACGACAAGACGCUGGCUGGUACUCCAGCACCUGUGGCAGCAUCAACUGUAGUGAAAGCAAGGUCUCCAAGGGAUAAUGGUGGAUCUUUCUUAAACAGCAAAUCUGUGAUCAUUACGGAGGUGGAUAGCGAUGGCUCUGGCAGUGACCGAUCUUCACUUGGUCUGUUACCAAGUAACUGCUUGUUGGAAAUUGAGAAUGAUCUUCUCCGAGAAGGGAGUAUAUGCUUGAUUAAAGAUGCUGCAUCAGCUGAUACUCGUGCACUUGCCAGUUCAUCCUCCGUGAACAGCAGCAAGAAGAAUCAGCUAAUGGAUUCACAGUCCUCUAGAGAAUACACCUGUGACACCAAUGAAUUCUUGACCACAGUGAAAAAGUGUCCUCAAGAUGCAGGCAGAUAUAAACCACAAGCCCUGUUUCAAAGUGUUCAAGAGGAAGAUGAGUCCAGGCUCAACAGUUCAAGCCCUACACAGAGAGAUCCUCAAGUGCAACACGGGAACAACUGGGAUAAUACUGAAGCUCAGAAGAAUGCUGAUUCAGGCAUGGGUCAGGGCACUUUUACCGGCAGCCAGACAGAUUCCAGGAAGCAGAGUUCGGAAGUUUGGGGUGGCAGUGAAACACAGAAGAGUGGAGACUCCGGUGUGGGACAGGUCACCUUUGCAGGCAGUCAGGUGUCGGCUGUCAUUGGAGCUGUCUUCAGUGGCUUGGGUAUCCCACUGAGGCGUUCAGCUGGGAGGGCCAACUUUCCUGUUGAGGAAUUCAACUUACCCCACACUGAGGAUGAUGACGAUGCAGAUCAGUCUGUUUAUCAGGUAUGUCUUCUUUUGUGUAUUCUUUUAGAUGUUAAUUUGUAUUCCCCCUAUGGGUUGCAUAGUCCCCAUUGUGAAGGGUCAAGGAAAAAUAGACUUAACUGCUGCUUAGUGGUAAAUGCCAUGGUGUAA
Molecule: messenger RNA, 999 nt
Organism: Candidula unifasciata
Lineage: Eukaryota; Metazoa; Mollusca; Gastropoda; Stylommatophora; Geomitridae
Source: the annotation of a GenBank genome assembly